Messenger RNA from Effrenium voratum, 1470 nucleotides. The record is from the annotation of a GenBank genome assembly. Lineage: Eukaryota; Dinophyceae; Suessiales; Symbiodiniaceae.
AUGGCUGCUGGAGCACAUGCUGAUGCCGCAGUGGUGGCGCUUUGCGUCUUUGGGGAUUUCGAUGAGGCGGUUUUGUCUCUCUUGGGAGCUGCUAAGUCCGGGGCGCUCAGAGCGGGGCUGGCCCAACCCUGCAUGGCGAAGCCCCUCGAGCAGACGCUGAAGUUCGAGGACGAGCAGCCAUGGCAGCAGCAGGAGCUGUGGUGGGACCUGGCCAAGACCUUUGUGGUGCCUGUGCCGGUGACUACGGCAGAGCUUGAGCCGGUGCGCCAGCGGAUUUGUAGCGACCGGUCCUUCCUGCUCUCCAUCCUCAAGGACAAUGCCAAAUGCAGCUACAGCUGGCAGGCGCUGCAAUUCGUCAAUGAGGAGCUGCGAAAUGAUCGGGAUGUCUUCAUCGCGGCCAUCGGCUCCCAGGCGCAAGGCUGGAAGUCUUUGAAGUUUGCUGGCCCGAGCGUGCGGGAGGAUGCUAUGGUGUGCCAUGAGGCAGUGGCCAAAAAUGUGGCAGCCAUGGAGUUUGUGCCGCUCAAGUUCCGGAACGACGGAAAGAUCCUCUCAUUAUGGCUGUCCAUUGCGAUGCAGAAGGCUCACCAGAAGAUGGAGAACAGAUUCGAAAAGCACUGGAAAGCACAGCGGGGAAGCAACACCCAGCUGAGGAAGAGAGUCAGGAUGCAGGAGGUGGAGAAUGUCAGUACAGAGCGUGUGGUGCCACUAGCAGCACUUUGUGUUCAGUGUGCCAGCAGGUGCAUCCUAGUGGCGGUGGGCUCUUACGACCCCGCAACGCGGACGGCCUUUACGGAUCUCAAGUACCCGGGGGUCAAGGUCAAGCAUGGAGAGUCGCCCUACGAUGCGGCCGCGCGGCUUUGUAAGACGAGGCUGGCCUCCCUUGCGGAGUAUAUCGAAGUUGAGACCUCCUCCUUCGAUGCCAAGGAAGAGGAGGACAUCUCUAAGAGGACUGGGCAACCCUCCCGCUACCUCCGCACCAUCUUCCGGGGUCACAUGAGCUCCUUAGUGCCAUGGGCGCAGUAUGUGAAGUUCGUGCCCUCUCGACUGGGGUGUUUGAGCCCGAAGCUCACCUCCAAGCAGAACAGUCUGGCACGCAGGUACCGCAAGGCCACUGCCACUGUGGCGCCCAUGCCGCCCGACAUCUUCGCCUUCAAGCAGGACCUGGGGUCUUCGGAGAUCACUUUGUACGCGUGGGUCCCCGCCUGGGAGUUCGAGCACCUCCGCUACACCGCGCAAGGGGAAGGUCUGGUAGAUUUCUGGGUGCAUCAAGGCGACUUCUCGGUGCUCCACGGGGAGGCGCGGAACUUCACGCCGGGUCUGGCAAAGCCGCAGGUGGCCAAGCCCACGGUGACCAACAACCGGAGUGUGCUGUCCGCGCAGAAGAUUGCCAACCUUGCGCGGCAGCUGGCGAACCGAAGGGAGAUGACCAACCGGAAGUACACCCGUGUGUCCGUCAUGAGGACCGAUUGA